ACGAUUGGGCAACAAUGUUUCCAAGCGCAGACACGUGUCCAGCAUUUAAUCUUGUGCUGGUUUACGGAUCUUGAAGCAAGUCGAAAGAAGGCCCCAUUCACUGGCCACCCAAAAGUUAGUCCCAGCCAGCAACGGAUAAGCCCGCCAAAGGAAUGGCCGCCGCCGCCUCCUCUUCCUCCGCCACCGCCGCCGCGCUCCCCCUCUCUUCCCCGCCGUCCGCCGCCCCCAAAGCCCUACUCCAAAUCCCCUCCUCCCCCUUCCCUUCAAAAACCCCACCUUUCUCCCGACCCCGAACCAAAAUCUUCGUCUCCUCCCCUCCCCCCUCCCGAACCCUCUCCCCCAAAUCCCCUUCCCCCUCCGCCGCCGGCGAGGAGGAGCGCGUCUUCUUUGACGGCGGUGCUCACUACGGCGACCUCGUUGCCAACCUCCUCCUCGGCUUCACCCUCCUCUGGCUCCCCCUCACCCUCGCCGCUGUCUCCCGCGCCUUCUUCCUCCGCUACCGCUUCACCAACCGGCGGGUCACCGUCAUCUCUGGCCUCACCGGCCAGGACCGCAGCGACUUCCCCUACGCCUCCAUCCAGGACGUCAAGGUCGUCCCCAGGUUCAUCGGCGAGUGGGGGGACAUAGUGAUCACUUUGAAGGAUGGGACCAAGGUGGACCUGAGGAGCGUGCCCAAGUUCCGGGAGAUCGCCGACUACUGCCUUUUUAUGGCCGAGGGCCCGAACGGAUCGGAGGAGAGGGCGGCCGGCGGACCAAGGGGAUUCUGAGUUCAAAGUUGGGAGCUUUGGGGAGGAUUUGGAUUUUCUUCUCCCGGGAGGAAAAAAGAAGAAGAAUUAUUAGGAAGUCCCAACCUGGUUAGCCUGCUUUCAUUCAGAAAAUGGAAGUGACAAAAACAAGAACAUGAAAGGCAAGCUUGAAAACAAAACAACAGGGGAAACUGCUACUGGACAAAUCAGUCAUUGAGUCUAAUCGAUCAGGAAAAGAGGGAUGCUGUCCGGAACCUGUCAAGGAGCAUAACUGGCUACUUAUCUUAAUUCUCAAAUAUCUGUGAUCUUAUAUUGUUCACAUCAUAUUGUCGUAUAUCAUUCAAUUUGUAAUGGUAUCAUCACAAUGAAAGAUAAUACGAGCUUGCUGUCAAUGAAAAUUUGCAUGCAUCUGAUGCAAAUUGCAAAACGUGGUUUCAGCUUUCAAACAAAAGAAACAGGCGUUGUUCUGUUUCUGUUGAGUUGGUAUAUCGGACUCUUAAAAUUUGAUGCUA
Molecule: messenger RNA, 1258 nt
Organism: Elaeis guineensis (African oil palm)
Lineage: Eukaryota; Viridiplantae; Streptophyta; Magnoliopsida; Arecales; Arecaceae
Source: RefSeq, a predicted model, not a curated record